GCCCUGCUCGCCGCUCCCCGGGACUUUCGGGGGGCCCGCCCGCCCUGCACCCUGGAGCACCGGGCCGCGAGCCUCUGCCAACUCCUCUGGUUCUUCGCGGCCGUGGGCAGCGGCUGCGGUGCCUGUCCGCCCGAAGGAGGACCCACACUGCUGCAUUUACACUAUAACUCUGGCUGUACCGCCCACCCCUUGGGUAACACAGGCAUCCCAGGAAGAUGGCAGACGAAGACCUCAUUUUUCGCCUGGAAGGUGUUGAUGGCGGCCAGACCCCCGGGGCUGGUCACGACGGUGAUUCCGAGGCCGACAGCGACGAGGAGGAAAGUUACUUCAUCUGCCCCAUCACUGAUGACCCUAGGUCACACCAGAAUGUCAAUUCCAAAGUUAAUAACUACUACAGCAACCUAACGAAGAGCGAGCAGUAUGGCUCCAGUGGGUCCCCUGCAGGCUCCUUCCACUUUAAGGAAGCUUGGAAGCAUGCGAUUGAGAAGGCCAAGCACAUGCCUGACCCCUGGGCCGAGUUCCACCUGGAGGAUAUUGCCACAGAAUGUGCCACACGUCACAGGUACAAUGCUGUCACUGGGGAGUGGCUACAAGAUGAAGUUCUGAUCAAGAUGGCAUCUCAGCCCUUUGGCCGCGGAGCUAUGAGGGAGUGCUUCAGGACGAAGAAGCUCUCCAACUUCCUGCACACCCAGCAGUGGAAGGGGGCCUCCAACUACGUGGCAAAGCGCUACAUCGAGUCUGUGGACAGGGACGUGUACUUCGAGGAUGUGCGUCUACAGAUGGAGGCCAAGCUCUGGGGAGAGGAGUAUAAUCGGCACAAGCCCCCCAAGCAGGUGGACAUCAUGCAGAUGUGCGUGGUGGAGCUGAAGGACAGACCGGGCAAGCCUCUCUUCCACCUGGAGCACUAUAUCGAGGGCAAGUACAUCAAGUACAACUCCAACUCGGGCUUUGUCCGUGAUGACAACAUGCGCCUGACGCCACAGGCCUUCAGCCACUUCACAUUUGAGCGUUCCGGGCAUCAGCUGAUUGUGGUGGACAUCCAGGGUGUGGGCGACCUCUACACCGACCCGCAGAUCCACACCGAGAAAGGCACUGACUUUGGAGAUGGCAACCUAGGUGUCCGGGGGAUGGCGCUCUUCUUCUACUCUCAUGCCUGCAACCGGAUUUGCAAGAGCAUGGGCCUCGCUGCCUUUGACCUCUCACCAAGAGAGAGGGACACUGUGAAUCAGAACACCAAGCUGCUGCAAUCAGCCAAGACCAUCUUGAGGGGGACAGAGGAGAAGUGUGGGAGCCCCCGAGUAAGGACCCUCUCUGGGAGUCGCCCCCCCCUGCUCCUUCGCCUUUCAGAAAACUCUGGAGAUGAGAACAUGAGUGACGUGACCUUUGACUCUCUCCCUUCUUCCCCGUCUUCGGCCACACCACACAGCCAGAAACUGGACCACCUCCAUUGGCCUGUGUUCAGUGACCUUGACAACAUGGUACCCCGAGACCAUGACCAUCUGGACAAUCACCGGGACUCUGAGAACAGUGGGGACAGCGGAUACCCCAGUGAGAAGCGGGGUGAGCUGGAUGACCCAGAGCCCCGAGAACAUGGCCACUCAAACGGUAACCGGAGGUACGAGUCUGACGAAGACAGCCUGGGCAGCUCCGGACGGGUGUGCGUGGACAAGUGGAAUCUCCUCAACCCCUCCCGCCUCCACCUGCCCAGACCUUCCGCUGUGGCCCUGGAAGUGCAAAGGCUUAACGCUCUGGACCUUGAAAAAAAAAUCGGGAAGUCCAUUCUGGGGAAGGUCCAUCUGGCCAUGGUGCGCUACCACGAGGGCGGGCGCUUCUGCGAGAAGGACGAGGACUGGGACCGCGAGUCGGCCGUCUUCCAUCUGGAGCAUGCGGCCGACCUGGGCGAGCUGGAGGCCAUCGUGGCCCUGGGGCUCAUGUGCUCACAGCUGCCCCACCACAUCCUGGCCGACGUCUCUCUGAAGGAAACAGAAGAGAAUAAAACUAAAGGAUUUGAUUACUUACUGAAGGCAGCUGAAGCUGGCGACAGACAGUCCAUGAUCCUGGUGGCUCGGGCUUUUGACACUGGCCAGAACCUCAGCCCAGACAGGUCCCGAGACUGGCCAGAGGCUCUGCGCUGGUACAACACUGCCCUGGAGAUGACAGACUGUGAUGAGGGCGGGGAGUAUGAUGGGAUGCAAGAUGAGCCUCGAUACACGCUGCUGGCCAGGGAGGCCGAGAUGCUGUUUACCGGUGGCUGUGGGCUGGAGAAGGACCCGCAGAGAUCAGGCGACUUGUACACACAGGCAGCCGAGGCAGCGAUGGAAGCCAUGAAGGGCCGGCUGGCCAACCAGUACUACCAGAAGGCGGAGGAAGCCUGGGCCCAGAUGGAGGAAUAGCUUGCCAGGAAAAUCACUGCCUUCCAGUCCCAAGCCAAAGGGCUAAGCGCAGGGAGGGGAGGGGGAAGACUUAUCAUUUAUGGUUUUUUUUGGCGGGGGUAAGGGGCAAGUAUUUUUAGUGUAUUGUAAAUCAACUUUUGUAUUUAGUUUUUUGACUCUUGAACGUGUCUUUGCUAUUAGCAGAGACACUACAGCUGUCCCUUAGGGCAGCAUCUUGGGGAGUGGGGAUCGAGAAAGCAGCCUAAUGAACCAACAUAUCAUUUUGAGCUGCUUCUUCUGUUUUUUCUUUUUGGGUCAUGAGAUGUAAGAAAGUGCUUUUUGCUGCCAUUAAUGAAAACUGUUAGGGCUUUGGGCUUUGCUCACCAGCUUUUUCAGGCUGUACUGAAAUGAAAUCUUGGGCCCACCGAAUUUGUUUCCUGAGUUGUGAUGGGGAGGGUAGAGCUGCACAUUAACUUUUCCCAGGGUGUAUCUUAUCAUGACUUAGUGCAAAGCCUUAUUUCAGAGCAUUUGGAUGCAUGCAUGGCAUUGUUCUGUGGAUGUAAGAUUGCACAGUAUCAGGCCCCCUUCUGCUGUGGGCGAAGGCCUGCACGCUGGUUGUUGGCUUAUCUUUUAAUUUCCUUCCCGAAUGCAACUGAUUUUCUGGAAUACAAAUUCCAUUUUUCAGCAUGCUUUCUAGAGUGGGCUUUAUAUAACAGGUUUGAUUUUUGUAUGCACACAUUUACUACCUCUAACUUCUCCAUCAGCUAGUGUGGGAGAGGGUGCGCCUCAAACCUUUUACAUGUAAGGUCAGCAAUUUGGAACUGGAGCCUUUCCUCCAAGCAGAUAUAUACUCCGCAUCUCAGUGGCAGCAUCCACAGUGUACCUGAAGUAUCCGUGUACAGUGUUCCUCUGUGUUUUCUUAGCAUCUGACGUUUAUAUGUAGAAUCUGUUCCCCAGGCCCUCUCUUUGGUAUUUUCUGCUUGAAACUGGGCUCAUUUUCUUGUAAAUUGCAGCCGUACUGUUUCAGCCGCAGCCCCUUGAGAUUUAUCUCCGAUGUUUGAGAAUGAAAGGGCAAGAACUAUAAACACUCAUUAAUCCCAGUAGUUUCCCCAGGGCGAGGCUGUGGCUCUCUGUCUUUAAUGAGCUUUCCCUUUAAAAGGAGUAAGAUUUAAUAUCGGUAUGAUUUCAGUUGGUGUAUCAAAUAGCAAAGAAAACACACUGCUUUGAUCAAGCCCAAGUGCUAAAGCAGCCUCUCUCCCUUUGUUUAAAAAGGGAAACAUAAAAAUAAAAAAACAGAAUGUGACAUACAAACCAUUCUUAUCUGUCCAUUGAAACAAGUCUUUCAACACAGUACUGUUAAGUGCUGUGGGGUUGUGAACCUCUGCAGCUGUUGGGUUCCAAAGUUCAGAGUGUGCCCUAAGGGAAAAAAUCAAGCAGAUUCAGGAUGACCCUUGGAAAAAUCCUUUAGACUACCCGUAAAUUCCAGUAUCCCUCAUGUGUAUGGAUACACCACAACCAGCUUCCUUUACAAGUUGGGAGUAUUCACCCUUUUUUUCAUUUGCACCAGACCAAGAAGUUGGCUUGCGUUAGGUUUUUUGUUUGUGUGUUUUAAACCAGUGUGUAGAGUUAAAUUGCAUGUGGUAAAUGUUAAGUGGAAAGCAACUUUAUUGUGACUUGUCUCUUACCUCUGUUAAACAGCCAGAUAGUAAAUACUUCAGGCUUUGUAGGUCAUAUGAUCUCUGUUGUAACUACUCAGCCCUGCUGUAGUGAAGAAACACUCAUGAGCAGCACCUAAAUGAAUGAGCUUGGCUGAUGUUCCAAGAAAACUUUAUUUACAAAAACAGCCUGCCUGGGCAGUAGUUUGCCAACUCUGGCGCUAAUCCUUGACUAAGAGUUAUAUAGUAUGCCCUGAAGGUAAAAGCUAUCUCAACUUUCCAACUUUGAGUGCUCAAAAACACAGGUUGUUGGCACAGAAUAGACCCCAGUAAAUGUGUGAGCAAAUGGAGAGUCAUCCCUAGCCACAGCACCUGAUCUGUGGCUCUGAUUCUUCCAACCAGUUAAUGAUUUGUCAUCUGAAUUGGCUUGAACUGUCACUCCUCCGCUUCCACCCACCCACCUCCAUGGCCUUAACUCAGCCAGCUUCUCUUCCAAAAGGCUGGAUGUAUAGCUAAGCAUAUGCUUAUUAAGGACUGGGGAGAGUAAAAUGAUCUGCAAGAUGCUGAGAUCCUUCUGGGCCAGUAGGAGGACUUAUUCCACAUUUAAAACCUGGUUUUGUGCCUUCUAAAGCUGGUUAAGGGCUUUUUUUUCCCCCCUCACAAAUUCUGGGCAUACAAAAACAAAAGACAACCCCAGGACAUUCCAGCCCAAUUGGGAAGUCAUCAGAGAGCAUCUUGAAGUGCAAGAAGCGGUUGAAGGUCCAGGAGAUUAACAGAGUCUGUAAUGUAAUCCCAUAUCUCUAACCGUAGAUGGAGAAACCAAGGUUCCAAAAGGUAGGCUCUCACGGUGGACCCAGCUCAUUAGUAGCUAGCUGCAGCUAGGAUUUGAAAGCUGCUGUUAUUUAGAGGAUCCUGGGAAUGAAAUUUAAAAUUAGACUAGAAUGUAAUAUCCCUUCAGUUUUGCUGUAGGUUGUUUGUUUUUUUUUAAGCAGGCUUUAUGGAUGUAAGAAGGAAAAAAAAAAAAAAUGCCACACCCCAGUGCAUCUGAAUAUCCCUUCCCUUCCCCUCACCUGAGGCACUGUGGAAAUUUAUCAUCAAAUGCAAACUUGGGGAACCCAGCCAGGUAAAUUACCUUUGUUCCUAUUUCAGUGAUUUCUUUUCCUUUCAUCCCAGCACAUUUGUCUGCAGUACUAGACAUGAUUUACAAAUCAAAUGUUUACAAAGGUACAUGCAGCUUGUGUGGGGGGAAAGGAGACAAAAUAUGCAUAAUCUCUGCGUGGAUUUGUCCCUGUUACUCAUGUUUCUAGUCUCAAGGUAACUAUUUAACCUAGCAAAGGUAGACACUUGGUAGGAUCCAAAGAAGUGGCUUGUGUCAUCAAUUUACUUUUGCAUAUGUAUUAAGUUCCAUUUUGUCUGUUCAAAUAAAGUGGUUUCUUUCUU
Felis catus (domestic cat) is the source of this 5467-nucleotide messenger RNA. RefSeq names its product eukaryotic elongation factor 2 kinase (gene EEF2K). Gene Ontology annotation, biological process: protein phosphorylation. The record is from RefSeq and is a predicted model, not a curated record. Gene Ontology annotation, molecular function: ATP binding; calcium ion binding; elongation factor-2 kinase activity. NCBI's taxonomy places the organism in Eukaryota, Metazoa, Chordata, Mammalia, Carnivora, Felidae. The coding region runs from base 216 to 2393 and encodes 725 amino acids. The transcript is spliced from 18 exons.